Messenger RNA from Racocetra persica, 228 nucleotides. NCBI's taxonomy places the organism in Eukaryota, Fungi, Glomeromycota, Glomeromycetes, Diversisporales, Gigasporaceae. The record is from the annotation of a GenBank genome assembly.
AUGUCUCAUGAUCUUCUGCAUUCACGGCCUGAAAAAUUCAAUGUAACAAAGGAAAUAAAAGAUUAUAUUAACACUUGUAUUCGACAAAACGUCCCUGAGAUCUAUCAAUUAAUUAAAGAUCAACAUAUAAAAGGAUAUGAGUCUUUAACGAUUAAGCAGGAACAUGCAUUUGCUUUUGUAACUGUGUUUCUUGAUAUUUUGCCAUUAGGCAAUUUAAUAGACUUUAUG